CCCGUCAGCAGCGCGCAUUGGAGACAAAAAAGCGCAUCACGGACAAAGGAAAUAUGGGUGCGCUGGAGAGGAUUCACCUCAGCCGGGAAACACAAUGGAUGAGCCGCUUCUGUUUCAUUCACCGGGAGACAAAUUAGCCCACCUUAAUGAGGUGCUGGGAUGCAAGAUACUGCAAGCUAAAAAGGCGGAAGGCUGCGUUUAAUCCGUCUGCGGAUCCUAUGAGCUUGCAAUGGCUGUGGCGGGGAUAUGCAACUGGAUAGGGAAUAAUGUGCCUUUUUAUUUUGUGAUAUUUUCCUUAUUUUGUGGCCUUUCGUGUGGACAAUUGCGAUAUUCUAUUACGGAAGAACUAGAAAAUGGGGCACUGGUCGGUGAUCUGGCGCAUGACUUGGGGCUGGAUAUUCGAAAGCUCGCCACCCGAAAAAUUAAGGUAACCUCCAACAGCGGUAAACGCUAUGUGAUUGUCAACCCCAAAAAUGGGAAAUUACUUGUCAAUGAAAGGAUCGACAGGGAAGCACUGUGUGAUUUAUCCAGCUCCUGCCUCAUUAAUCUGGAGGUGCUGGUCGAAAACCCCACUGAGGUGCAUCAUGUCGAGGUGGAGAUUGUGGAUGCCAAUGAUAAUGCGCCGCAGUUCCCCAGAGACGAGUAUCAACUGGAAAUCACAGAAUCCUCUUUACCUGGGUCUCGUUACCCAAUAGAAAACGCUCAGGACCCAGACAUUGGGUCCAAUUCAGUUCGCAUGUAUCAGCUUAGCACAAACGACCAUUUCGCGCUGGUAUCUAACAAACCCUCCCUAAAUACAAAGCACAUCGAGCUUGUGCUCAAAAAGCCCCUUGAUCGCGAACAGACGCCUUACCACCAAUUAAUUCUAAGUGCUGUGGAUGGUGGGACGCCAGAGAAAACAGGCACUGCUAAAAUCAAUGUCCGGGUCCUGGACUCAAAUGACAAUGUCCCCUUGUUCGACAGCUCAGUGUACAAGGUGAAACUGUUGGAAAAUUCGCCCAAAGACACCCUGGUAAUUAAACUGAAUGCAACUGAUCUGGAUGAGGGCACAAAUGGGGAGAUUUAUUAUUCUUUCAGCAGUUACACUCCAGAGAGAGUGAGGCAGAUGUUCAGCAUGGACACUAAUACAGGAGAAAUAAGAGUGAGGAACAAUGUUGACUAUGAGGAGACCAACUCCUAUGAGAUGUACAUCCAGGCCAUGGACAAGGGACCUGGGGCCGUGGCAGCACACUGUAAGGUAGUGGUAGAGGUGGUGGAUGUGAAUGACAACGUCCCUCAGAUAGUGUUGUCAUCCCUGUCGAGCCCUGUGAGGGAAGAUGCCCGUGCGGACACAGUAGUGGCCCUCAUUAGUGUUACUGAUCGAGACUCCGGCGCUAACAAGCAGGUGAGCCUGGAGAUCCCAGCAGGCCUUCCUUUCAAGAUCAAGUCAUUCAGAAAUUACUACACUCUGGUUACCUCAGCCUUUCUGGACCGCGAGACCACCGAUGCCUACAAUGUCACUCUGAGUGCCACAGAUGGAGGAAAUCCCCCCCUUUCCUCCCAGAAGACCAUACAGGUGGAUGUGGCUGAUGUUAAUGACAACCCUCCACGAUUUGAGCAGACUUCAUAUACAGUCUAUGUAGCUGAGAACAACGCCCCUGGGGCCUCUUUGUGUACUGUGAAAGCUCAAGACGCAGAUAUCAAAGAGAACGCACGCAUCACCUACACAGUGCUCAAUGACAACAAUCAUGGCAUCCCUGUCACCUCGUAUGUGUCUGUAAAGGCUGAUACAGGGGAGGCUUAUGCCCUGCGAGCCUUCGACUAUGAGUCACUGAGAGAGUUUCACUUCCAGGUCAAAGCCCAAGAUGGGGGCAUUCCUCCACUCAGCCGCGUUGCCACUGUCUACAUCUACAUAAUGGAUCAGAAUGACCAUGCACCACUGAUAGUCAACCCUCCCGGCAAUGGCACGCGCUCCUUGGAGACGGUACAGAAGAACGCAGAGCCUGGUGCCUUGGUGACCAAAGUGGUGGCAUAUGAUGCAGAUGCCGGUCCAAAUGCUUGGUUGGUAUACGUGCUGGAGACAGCCACUGACCUGGACUUGUUCAAGGUGCAUGAACACACCGGUGAGAUCAGAACCACUCGGAGGAUCCUGGAGGACAACUCCACCUCCUUUGCCCUAAGCGUGGUAGUGAAGGACCAUGGGCAGCCUGCUCUCUCCUCUACUGCCACCAUCAAUGUGGCUGUCAUGGAGGUGCCGCCUAAAGUGGUUCCGGACCCCAAGAGGAUCAUCCGACCUCACAACGCGCUGCUGUUCUCCAACGUGACCCUCUACUUGAUUGUGGCUUUGAGUGCCACCACCUUCGUUUUCCUGGUCACUGUGGUGGUGCUGGCCAUCGUCCGCUGCCAUGCCUACUGCACCCAGCCUGGGUCCUGCUCCCCUUGCUGUGUGUCACAGAAGCCCCCUCCAGAUGGUGGGAGCAGCAGUGUGAGUGCUGGUGGGGGAGGCAGUGGUGGCGCCGCAGGGCAACCUAAUAACAAUGUGGUGCUUCGUAGAGACCUUAAAGUGGAGCCUCACUACAUUGAAGUUCGUGGGAAUGGCUCCCUAACAAAGACUUACUGCUACAAGACCUGUCUGACAGCCACCUCUGGCAGUGACACUUUCAUGUUCUACAACACGGGACGUCCCAUCAGUGGUACCUGGGGCAGCGGUGCCGACCGCUUCUUCACCAGCGGAAGUGGAUUUGUACGCAGACUGAGUAUGCCUGAUGCCUCACUGCAGAUCUGCCCAGAGCCAAAAGCCCCGAAUGCUGACUGGCGAUAUUCUGCAUCUUUGAGGGCAGGGGUGCAGAGUUCAGUCCACAUGGAGGAGUCCUCUGUGAUGCAGGGAGCCCAGGGGAUGCUCGUCCAGAACUGGCCCACUGUUUCCAGCGCUGCAGAUGGAGAGGGUGGUGGAGAGCUUUCACCCCCAGUGGGUGCUGGAGUCAACAGCAACAGCUGGCACUUCAGAUACGGUGCCGGACCAGGCUACGGCCCCCCUCAGCCCCUGAAACCCGGAGAGAUUCCUCCCGAAGCCUUCAUCAUCCCUGGAUCCCCAGCCAUCAUUUCUAUUCGCCAUGACCCAGGCCCUGUGGAUGACAAAGGUGACUUCAUAAGCUUCGGCAAGAAGGAGGAAGCCAAGAAGAAGAAAAAGAAGAAGAAAGACAAGAAGGACAAGAAGGAGAAAGGAAAGGAUGAAGGGGGUGAAGAAUAGAGGAGAAGGGGUGACUUGCAAACAGAGCUACCAACAAACAAUCAUCCCAAUUUCAGAGCCAGAAAAAGUUAAAUGCAUAUUGUAGAACCGAGGGAGCCUCUUUGCACCGUAUUUGCAUAGACACUGUACAGUGGCCAAGCCCUCAUUAGAUCAGGCCUGGCUCCCCACACCAUGCCAACUUGCUAAACAACGUUCCUUUCUCUUUCUUGGCUCAUUUGGCCCAUAACUUUGGCCAAGGUUUAUGGUAAACAAAUGUUCUGGACCAAAUUAAAACAGAAAGUAAUUUAUUGGAUUAGAUUAGCCUUUCUGUGAUUUGCUGCCCCCAACCUCUAGUUUGUAUAACGAAAAAAACAAAAACACCUGAAAAGGUGUGCUAUUUGUAUCUGACCAUUGUCAGCCGAGGCUGCCCGUGUUGGCAUCUCUGUCUUUAUGCAGCCCCCUUCCUUUUUGACACUUACCUAGUUGGAGGUGAAGUUGAAGCCAAACUAAAAUAAAAACAAAACAAAAAAAAACAAAAAACAAAAAAAAUAUAUCAAUAAAAACAGAGGCUUUUGUCUUCAGUAUUUUGGAGGCCUUGUAGAAAUUCAGAAAAUGUGGUCUUUUGUAAAAAAUGAAAAAUGAAAAAGUAACAACAUACAGUAUAUGUAUCAUGAGAUUGGCACCUUUAAGAGAAUGAGGUGGCUGAGCUAAACAGGACCACACUUCAAUAAAAGAGCUCUGUUUCAGUGUAACAUAGCACAUUGCAGAGGAUGAGGACCUGGACUGGGUUGCACCAACUAUGCGCAAGUUUGUUCCCAGGUUAUUGUAUAAAUUAGUGGCUCCAGAACUGCUAGUUCAUUUGCAAUUAGCAGGUUAUUAAAUUGGACUGUACCAUGGGUACGGGGGUUCCAAUGGCUGUAGGUAAUUAUAACAUGAAGAUUUGAGAUGAGUAGCGAGUCAGUGAGAGCACUACCUUGCUGAUGGGUACAAACCUCUUUGAUUUGUAGUUGACUAGAUUGGCAUAAAAAUUACGAUUGGUUAAUAGAAUCCAUAUUUGACUCUUAAAGGAAAAUACUAGUUUUUGAAUGUUUUCGUCCAUUCUCUACAAAUCAUGUUAUAGCUAACAUCAGUGCUAACCAUUUUCCAAAACACGCCACUGUGUUUUGGGAAUUUUGAUGUGUUUGUUUGUUGUUUGUUUCUUUUUUUUUUUUUUUUUUUCUAUCUUCAUUUAUUGUACGAUAGCACAAAGAUAAAAUAGCUGAGACUGGAACAUAUUCUGGAUUAGGAAAUUCAUCAAAGUGAAAGCAGCAUGUGUUGUUGUUGUUGUAAGUUACAUUUUCAUCAUCAUGUGUCUUUGACAAAAUCAAACACAGACAUGGUGGAUUACAAAUGUAAAGCAAGUCUCAGCAUUUUGAUUUUUAGACUGUGUGGAAGUGAAUGGAAACUAGAUUGUAGUGUAAGAAGAAUAAUGUAAGGAAAAGUCUUAAGUAACGUGUAGAAAAUGGACAGAAAACAUUCAAAAUCGCUGCUGUAGUCCUUUAAAUUUGCAAAAUGGCAUGAGAUCACUAAAGAAAAAAAAUAUGCUGAAUGCAGAAACAAAAAGAAAAAAAAAUCCUGCUUUACUGUUAGUGAGUGCAAUUGUGUGACUUUGUAUCAUUUGCACCUGCUUUAUUGCUUGCUUAACUACUUAGUUGUUACUUGAGGUUAUGUUGUAACAGAUGUUUGUGGUGCUACCGCUUAUAUUUUAGCAAUGUGUGAAUCAGGAUUAGUGGCUACUUCGGAUAUAACUAGGGAACCUACGUGCAGCUGAUGCAACCGGCCCCUGACCUUGCCUCUUCUCUUUGGAAUAUGGCACAGGUCAACGGGGUCUUAAUCCCACUGUGUAUCAGCACACCCAGUCUGACACACAUACACACACACAUCAUUGGACACUAAUACUGACUGUCUCUGCCUAUUACUCACACAUACACCCAAGCGAACACACACUGUCUCUUCUCUCUCUUAAACACGCAGACAUACAGUACAUAGAAACACAGAAAGAACAAAAGUACCCUAAAACAAUCCACACCCAUUUCUGGAAACUCCCGAAUCUAAGACUGAAGGCCAAUGCCAACCUUAAUAUGGGAGUGUAUUAUACGCCCGGGGACACAGGAAGGUUGCUUGUUGCUUCAUUUCUGUUCAAGCCUGAUCCCUCUACUUCUGUCUUUGAAUGUUAAAUAGUUGCCCUGCACCACUGCCUCAACUGCUUCAGUGCUUGUAGGAUUUGCUUGCCCGCUGCCUGUUUCCUCCCUCUGCUCCUGUUUGUUCAGAUCAACAUGGUUGGACAACGUCUUUCGAGUCGCUCUCCUUCAACGAACUGUGCAGUCGUAACACAGCAACAUUUGUGUAUUUGCAUAUUUACACACAGAAUACACACACAGACACACAUACGCCACACACAUCCACACACACACACACACGCACACACAUAUCUUUUGUUAGGUUCAACUUCAGCUGAGCUUAGGCGCUUCAGCCAGAGUGUCUCUUCUGAUUGCUCAUUGUUGACAGCUCUGCCAUCCCUCGCGUUGGUUCUGUGCGUUGCAUUGUGAGGUCGUCUGACAGGUUGGCAAAAAAACUGAGAAUAUGCUGCAGUGGAUAUAAUGAGACAAGAUGGAAGAGGGUGAAAGAAGAGUCAGGAAAAGAAGUGAUUGUAGUGUGGUAGUGUGCAGCUCCAACAUAGAAGACUGGGCAAGUCAUUCCUCUUUUGCACAAACAGCGGUAUUCUAGUUAUUCCUGUGUCAGCUAUUAGUGACAAUUGAGCAACUUGGGUCAACUAAAACCACUUACAAAACGCAGCGCAGUUCAGCAGCAGUAGAGAGAGGUUGGUGGUUGACUUGGAAAGAGUGGGGUAUCCUCUUAUGAGUUAAUGUAGGAGAAACACACUGUUGAUGGUGCACCACUGAGAGAUAACAACAUGAAAGAUGAUACUAGAAAGCAAGCAAAGAUAAAACAAAUCACAGCUGGCAAGACCUUUGAAUAAUACAUUCAUCUGCUUAAUUGCUGCACAUAAACACUGGAAACAAGGCUGCUGCUGCGAAGUUCCCCCGUCUCAGGGAAACUUUAAAAAGUUGCAGUGACCCAAGUGUGAAUUGUGCAAACUGAUCAACCUUAUUUGGUCCUGGCAUUAUGAAACCCAGAUCUAGCAUGGUGGAGGAAGGGGUAGGGUAGGGCGGUAGAUACUGGAACAGCAUCAACAUGGUGAAAAGUGUCAUGAAAUCUCUCCUCAGUGUUCCUGUUUUUUUUAGACCAUCGUAUUACCAGUCACAGUAGGGGUAUAUAGGUGCUGCUAUCAGGCUCAAUCCCUCCCAUGCACAUGUUUCCUUCCCCUUGCCCUGUCCUUCAGGUGUACUUCUGUGCUGUCAGAUCACCAAGUGGCUGUUUGCAUGUUAUAAGCAAAGGAAACAGAUACUAUAUAGAUACUAUAUAUACAUAGAUAUGUUUUUCCACUGGGAAAUGCGUAUUAGAAUACAUAUACCUCUGAUACACAUUCUCAAAGACAAUACACUCACAUUCAAAGACCCUCAAUCCUCCAUACACGCAUAAAUACAUACGUACAUAUACUCUAUUGCGAACAGUAAUUUGUGGAAAAACCUGAAAGAAUCACAUUUUUUAUCCUGUUGAAAAUGAAUUUAAUCUUCUAGAUAUACAUAAUGCUAUUGUGUUAUGCUAAGAAAUGCCUUUUUUUCUGUUUUUAACCCUUAUGAUUUUUCAUUGUAAGAAAAACAAUUCUUAAACUUGUGUUAAGCUUUGAAAUGAUGAUCAAACAAACACUGUUGUGAAAUAAAAAUCAUUUACUCACCCUCCAUAUCUAUUCCUUGCCCAGUAGAGAAAAAAAGCAGAAAAAGAAGGAAAAAAAAAUUAAAAUAUAUAAAAUGUUAUAAAAAAAAAAAAAUAAAGUU
Toxotes jaculatrix (banded archerfish) is the source of this 7146-nucleotide messenger RNA. RefSeq names its product protocadherin alpha-C2-like. The coding region runs from base 230 to 3229 and encodes 999 amino acids. Gene Ontology annotation, biological process: homophilic cell-cell adhesion. Gene Ontology annotation, cellular component: plasma membrane. Gene Ontology annotation, molecular function: calcium ion binding. NCBI's taxonomy places the organism in Eukaryota, Metazoa, Chordata, Actinopteri, Toxotidae. The transcript has 4 exons. The record is from RefSeq and is a predicted model, not a curated record.